This is a messenger RNA of Bemisia tabaci, 3646 nucleotides long. Its product is annotated as myogenesis-regulating glycosidase. NCBI's taxonomy places the organism in Eukaryota, Metazoa, Arthropoda, Insecta, Hemiptera, Aleyrodidae. Gene Ontology annotation, cellular component: centrosome. Gene Ontology annotation, molecular function: hydrolase activity, hydrolyzing O-glycosyl compounds. The record is from RefSeq and is a predicted model, not a curated record. Gene Ontology annotation, biological process: positive regulation of centriole elongation; interkinetic nuclear migration; carbohydrate metabolic process.
GCGUUCUCACCCAGUCGACGCCAGGCAGCCCAACAGGUUGUGCACAUCUGCCCGCAUCUUCGGAAUUCGUUUUUGCGCCGUAGCUUCGCAUCCCGACCCAUCCUUUCAUUUUUUUCCCCGAAGGAAAAAAUAAUAAGAAAGGAGGAGCGCUAGGUUUCCGGCGAGUGCGGUUGACAUAUUUGUUCGAUUCGGCGAGGCGCUGAAAGAUUCAUCAGUGCUAUGCGCGUUAGGGCCUAGGGUGCCGUCGCGUUUUUGUUUGCCGUGGGUGACAUGAAAAAAAUCAACAUUGGUCCUUCCGCCGCGGUCUCGGGCGGUUCCCUCUCUCACACCAUGCCUCUCGUUCGUGUAUUCGUCGUCGUGUGCGUUACGGUUCUCCUAGCCGAUACGAUUUCGGCCUCGCCUUUCGACAAUAUCAAAGUAGACAAUUUUAAAAUCAAACUGAGCGAUGGUGCCCUCAGAGCGCGCCUGGAUAAUCCUAGCUACCUCACUAUGAACAACCAAGAUCUGACAGGAGAGACGCAAUUGCCAAUAGAGCUUGGAGUGCAGCUGCCAAGCCGAGGCAUCGAUCUGAACAAUGCCAAGAACCUUGGUGCAAAUAAAUUAGGAUUUGGAGAGCACACAACUCUGGAGCUCAAGAACACGGAAGGAGAGGAGAGAUGCGUGGAAGUUGAAUGGAGCUCUACAGAAAACCAACCUCUUGAAGAUUGUUUCGUGAUGAAACCUCACAGCUGGUAUGGGGGUGCCGAGCAAACUGAUCAAUACUGGCCGAUUGAGCAAGCUGUCUUCAAGGAUUAUUCAUAUGUUACCAAAGAAAUGCACAGUAUGGCAAUUGCUGAACCCUAUUGGCUGAAUUCCGAUGGUUUCAUGAUCUACGUUGAUAAGGUAGUUCCGUUGUUCAUAGAUCAAAAUCAUCACAGGAAGGACUCAUUCUGUCUCAUUGCCAAACAUGCUCCGCCGUAUUUAAGGAAAGGAGGACCAACUUUAAAAUACACCAUGUGUAAAUUUGAAAAUCCUCGCAAGGCGCAUGAAUAUGCAAUCCACAAGUUCCUUGGAAAACCGACGGAUAUUCCCGAUACGACAAUAAUCGAACAUCCUAUCUGGUCCACUUGGGCCAAGUAUAAGAUUAACAUAAAUGAAGCGGUAGUCAUGGAAUAUGCCAAGGAAAUUAGAGACAAUGGUUUCAACAACAGCCAACUUGAGAUUGAUGACUUGUGGGAAACAUGCUAUGGUAGUUUACAAUUCAAUAAAACUACUUUCCCAAACAUGAAGAGAUUGGUCGAUCAAUUAAGAGGAAUGGGUUUCAGAACGACAAUUUGGGUUCACCCUUUCAUAAACCUUGACUGCGAAGUGCACAAAGAGGCACAAGAGAAAGGAUAUUUUGUGAAGAAUAUAGAUGGGAAUACGACAACCAACUGGUGGAAUGGUGUGGGAAGCUAUAUCGAUGCUACAAAUCCAGCUGCCGCCGAAUGGUACCGAAAGCGAUUGCAAAACGUUUUAGACACAAGUGGAAUUGACUCCUUCAAAUUUGAUGCUGGAGAGAGCAGUUGGGUGCCGCAGAUCCCUGUUCUAAAUGGUCCAGAAUUGGAGCAACCUGAAAUAAUCGUUCAGAAAUAUGUUGAGCUAGCUGCGAAGUUUGGCUCCAUGGUUGAGGUUCGUGCGGCGAAACGCACUCAGCAUUUACCUAUUUUCGUUCGUAUGAUCGACAGGGAGUCUCUGUGGGGAUACAAACACCUUGGCUUGCACAGUGUCAUCACUGCAACAUUUCAGAUGAACUUAAAUGGAUACCCAUUCGUCUUGCCAGAUAUGGUCGGAGGGAAUGCGUACAAUGGUGAUAAAGUCACAAAAGAAAUGUUCAUUCGCUACUUGCAGACGAAUGUAUUUCUACCAGCCAUCCAAUUCUCAAUCCCUCCCUGGGAUUAUGAUAAGGAGACUGUCCAGCUGAGUAAAAAAUACACUAGCCUUCAUUACGAGUAUGCUGGUACAAUCGUCGCCUUAAUGAAGAAAGCUGUGCAAACUGGUCAACCGAUCAACACCCCAAUUUGGUGGGUGGAUCCUACCAACAAAGAAGCUCACGGAAUCAAUUCUGAAUAUAUGCUUGGUGAGGAUAUCCUCGUUGCCCCAAUUGUGGAACAGGGAGCAGUUAGCAGAGACAUUUACUUGCCAAAAGGUCAAUGGCGAGAUGAAGCCAAAGCUGAUCGACCUGUCCACACUGGGCCUGUUUGGUUGCGGAAUUACCCUGCUCCUUUGGAUACCCUACCCUACUUCACUCGGGUCUCAUCUGGCGCUGGGCAAAUUUCUGUUGCUAUUCUAUUACUUGUUGGUAUUUCUUCCCUUCUGACAAUUUUCCGGUAGUGUCAACCUCUCUUUCUUGACAUCGAAUAUUUCCAUGUUUCAAUGUAACUUUUCAUGACCGUGUCGGAGUUGGACUGGACUCUUAAGAUAAACUGAUGAGAUCAAGUUGUCCUAUCAACUUCUGUGGUGUCGUAAAUUGUUGUUCUUAAUGUUAAUUUGUAUUGUGUCUUGCAGAAGACAAAGUUGAAGUUCACAGCUUUUCAUAAAGCAAAUGAGUUCCUUAAUUUUGAUAAGUUUUAAAUAGUAUUAAGUGCAAAUUGCCGUUUCUAUUUUUUUAUGAAUUUGAUCUAUUUUUUUACAUUAGCUCAGGAGUAUAGGGUAUCCUGAAUUGUUGUUAAGUAGAUCGCCCCGGGAAAUCAUGACUUUCCAGAGGACACAUUUCAUGUAUCCCGUUCAAAAAAUAUCCAGCCAACUUUUUACUGCAUGUAUAAGUAAUCCAUCUUAAUUCUCUAUUCUAUUAUUUCUGCAUGAUCUGGCAAAGGAUCGUGUCCAUGCAAAUCAGUAAAUGAAUCUUUGGUGUUGAGACCUUGUUUAGCUCUCAAAACCAAAACCAAAUGUUUCUAAUUAAAGGUUGAAAUUACUCCAGCAAGAAUUUUGAUAAGUAAAUUAAUGAAAAAAUAUAAAUAAUUGGAUAUUUUGAGGAUGGAUGUUACCGUUUUAAAAAUAUUAAUCAUAUGUAUUGCAUUUAUCAAGUUUAAGACUGCAUGAAAUUUAAGUCCUUUUCAUACAGUAAAAUUUGAGGAGUAAAAGGAAGAUCUCAGUGCUUAUAGUGUAUGUAAGUAUACUUGACCUCAACAUCCAAGAAUCGUUUUAAGUUACAAAUGAACUAUUUACUUUUUAUUAAUUGAAGCAGGAAAAAAAAUGAAAGGCUCUUCUCAAUCCCCAAGGAAAUUAAUGUGUCCCAAUUUCGCACCAUAUUCUUGAUCAUAGCCAGUAAGAUUUUAAAUAACUGUUAGUAAAAAUUAAGUGAAUAAUGGUCCACCUAUGUAGUACAACUGAUGCUGUGGAGUAAACAACUCCUUGUUGUAUCAACCCUAUUUAUGUGAUGUAUACUUAAAAAACACGGUUUUAGUAUCAUUUAAAGCGGUUCUCCAGUUCUCAGCAGAUUUUUCUCAAGUGCCUGCUAAUACAUGUUUUAAGUUUCACAGUUUUCUGUUAGUUUUGUAGAAAAUUUUAGCCUUAUCUGUUUGUAAAAAUGUCAGCUUAUCCUUUGAAAUUUUGAAAUAAGGUUCUUGGAGUGUGAUAGAAUAAAAGUCAUUUUUAAUGUUUUUUGUACAAAAAAUAAUGAUUCUCA